UGUUCUAUCGCUGUUAUGUUUUUAUAUUCUUCGUACGUGUUUAUUGUGAACAAUUUUCCUAAAUUCACUUCACUGAUUUGCAAAAGGAGCUGAGGCAAUUAAAAACUAAUUAGUUAUAAAAGUUUCGACUGAAUGUGAAAUCAAAACAUUAAUAGUCGGUAGAAACAAAGCAAAAUAGCUUUAUUACAACAUUCCCAGCAUAAAUCUGGCGCAUUCCAGCAACAGUAUGCGACGGAACAAUUAUCCCUACCAACCACUUAAUCAGACAACAGGGCAGAGCGCGCUGCCACACGAUGCUCUUGAAGAAGAGAACGAGCGCGCUGCAGAAGAUCUAAAACAUAAGAUCGGAGCGUUAAAAUCACUCACUAUAGAUAUUGGAAAUGAGGUGCGUUACCAGGACAAGCUAUUGCGCGGUAUUGAUGAUGAUAUGGAUCGGACGGGUGGCUUCCUUGGCAACACAAUGGCGCGUGUGGUACGACUGGGGAAGAAUGGAGGCAGUCGCCACAUGUGCUACAUGUUUCUAUUCAUACUGUUCGUAUUUUUAGUACUUUAUGUUGUUAUUAAAAUUAAGUGAAUACAUCGCUAGAGGCGAAAUGGUGUAAAGAAAAUUAGUUAAAAAAAAAUUAACCGCAACCGAGAUCAGUUCUCUUCAAACUGUUUGUUACAUGCAGAUUGAAAAAAUUGAUAAAACGCAUGAAGUGAUAAUUUCACAAGAUUGCGAAUAUAAACGAAUAAACUAUUUUUGUAAACAUAAAAAAUA
Molecule: messenger RNA, 760 nt
Organism: Anastrepha obliqua
Lineage: Eukaryota; Metazoa; Arthropoda; Insecta; Diptera; Tephritidae
Gene: Bet1
Product: BET1 homolog
Exons: 2
Coding region: 227-574 (115 amino acids)
Biological process (GO): endoplasmic reticulum to Golgi vesicle-mediated transport; vesicle fusion with Golgi apparatus
Cellular component (GO): Golgi trans cisterna; SNARE complex
Molecular function (GO): SNAP receptor activity
Source: RefSeq, a predicted model, not a curated record